AUGGCAGAGUUGUGUAUCGCGUGCCGUGCAUCGACAGAGAAUCGGCGAAAAUAUGAUUGGGUUUCCAGAGAAAUGCAAUAUCUUUAUAUCGCCCAAAUAGUGAUAGAAGAUAUAGUAGCUCGACAGUUGGAGCCUACUGCGUUCGUUUGUCGACCCUGUUGGCAAAGAACGGAACGAACGCACCAGCGACUUAUUCGGAAGGCUGAACAGCAAGCUGAUCAAGACCGUGAUCCAUCGGAAGUUCCAAAUUCAAGACCAAUUUCGCUGAUUUUGCCAGGUCUUCUUCGUGCUCCAAACACCGCAAAUAGUUGCAUUUUCCUACAUUGUACGAAUGAAUCUCGCCGUCGUGUUCCAGAGAACAUAAUUUUUCGCAUGGUAUGCCGCUACAGCUAUUUCGUGCCAGAAAGCGGGCGUGUCUGUAAUGAACACGUGGAGCAAAAUCUGUGGCAUUUACUUCCUGUACAAGACAACUCUUCUGAGGAAUUCACUGCAGCUCAAAUAAUGACUAUCGUGUCGAUGUUACAAAGACAUAUUACGGAGGAAAUACUUGAUUUUGAGCAGUAUGAAAAUAUAGCACCAGCCGAGUUUCAUACUUGGACAGGACUGACUCAAGAUCAGUUUACUGAAUUAUUAGACAGUUUACCAAGUCUGAGAACUAAAAAGAAUAAAAGAACCGUACUGGCGGCAGUAUUAGUCAAGUUAAGAACAGGUGACUCGAACGCGCGGCUUGCUAAUUUUUUUUAA
Parnassius apollo (apollo) is the source of this 744-nucleotide messenger RNA. The record is from the annotation of a GenBank genome assembly. NCBI's taxonomy places the organism in Eukaryota, Metazoa, Arthropoda, Insecta, Lepidoptera, Papilionidae.